Messenger RNA from Melanotaenia boesemani (Boeseman's rainbowfish), 1638 nucleotides. RefSeq names its product tubulin tyrosine ligase-like family, member 2 (gene ttll2). Gene Ontology annotation, cellular component: cilium. NCBI's taxonomy places the organism in Eukaryota, Metazoa, Chordata, Actinopteri, Atheriniformes, Melanotaeniidae. The transcript has 5 exons. The record is from RefSeq and is a predicted model, not a curated record. Gene Ontology annotation, biological process: microtubule cytoskeleton organization; protein polyglutamylation. Gene Ontology annotation, molecular function: tubulin-glutamic acid ligase activity; tubulin binding. The coding region runs from base 70 to 1638 and encodes 522 amino acids.
AGAUCUACCCUCCAUCUCCUUGACAACCCUUUAACUUGGUCUACAUUCAGUUCCAGUCUGCAGCGGUACAUGGCCUCAUCUCUGGUGUUCAGACUGCAUGACAGAAGUCCAGAGCUGCUGAGGGAGGUGCUUCUGGAGCGCGGAUGGGAAGAAUAUGAUGAGAGAAAGCAGGAGGAGGACGACUGGAACCUCUAUUGGCGGAGUUCUGCAUUUCACAGCUCAGAAUAUCACAACCUGCUGCCAUGGCAACGCUUGAACCACCAUCCGAAAACUUUUGGCAUCACACGUAAGGACUGCUUGGCACGCAACCUGAGGAGAAUGAGGACCACAUUUGGAUCAUCUCUGUAUGACUUCAGUCCUACUGCCUUCAACCUCCCCAACGACUACACCCGCUUCCUGGCUGAGUAUGACAAACUGCGUCUAUACAGAGGGCAUCCUGUCUACUGGAUCUGUAAGCCUGUGGACCUAUCCAGAGGCAGAGGGAUCUUCAUCUUUGAGGGCAUUAAGGAUUUAGUCUAUGACUGCCCCAUGAUCGUACAGAGGUAUAUCAGCAACCCGCUGCUGAUCUCUGGCUACAAGUUUGACUUGAGGAUCUAUGUGUGUGUGAAGAGCUUUCACCCACUCACUGUUUACAUCCAUCAGGAGGGCCUUGUGCGUUUCGCUACAGAGAAGUACAACCUGUCAUCUCUGCAGAACUUGUACUCUCAUCUCACAAACACCAGCAUCAAUAGGUUUGGUCCCUUCUACAAAACCCAAAAAGGAAGGGUGGGUCAGGGGUGCAAAUGGACCAUGAGCAAAUUCAGACAUUUCCUCCACAGCCUGGACAUUAACGAGCUCCUGCUGUGGCAGAGGAUCAACAACAUAAUCACCCUGACCCUCCUCACCAUUGCCUCCUCUGUGCCCUCCUGUCCAAACUGUUUGGAGCUGUUUGGCUUUGACAUCCUCGUUGACAUUAAGUUUAAACCGUGGCUGCUGGAGGUGAACUACAGCCCUGCGCUGACUCUGGACUGUCAAGCUGACAAUUUAGUGAAGAAGGGGCUAAUCAGUGAUCUGAUUGAUUUGAUGAACUACACAUCUAUUGACAGAUUAAGAGACAGAGCAUAUCAGAAGCAUAAGCAUCUUUGUUUCAGUAAUGAAAUUACUGAGGGAGAAAAAGAGGGCUUUAGGGGCUCUGCGUUCUGCCUUCUUCUGGUUAACCAGCACCUGGCAGAGCUGGUGUCCGCCUUCCUCCUGGGGCCUGUGCUUCAUGGCCUUGGGAUGCUCUGGCUGGGGCCCUCAUCUGCCAUCUUCUGGGUGGAUGCUUGGUCAUCUCUGUGUGGGAGUCAGAAGCCGGAAAGGAUCCAAGUGGGAGGUUCCACAGCACAGACUGGAAAAGACAUUCCUCCAGUCAGAGUUGGAAACUUCAUUCGGACAUUCCCAUUUAAUGCAGCCACUCUGAAGGCCUCACAGCACAAAUUGGAUGUUAAGAAAAUCACACAAGAGCUUCAGCAGCUGACUGGUCUGUUGGCAUCUGGCCAAUCACAUGAUAGAUUGUGUAAGGGAGACAAGGACACAGAUGAUGAUGAUUGCUUUGAUUCAUUGUUAUGGGGGCCAAAAGAUCCCCCACUUCUCAGCCAGUUUCUGAUGAACUUAGAAUAG